Molecule: messenger RNA, 239 nt
Organism: Perkinsus marinus ATCC 50983
Lineage: Eukaryota; Perkinsozoa; Perkinsida; Perkinsidae
Exons: 1
Source: RefSeq, a predicted model, not a curated record
AUGUCGGCUAUGAUCAAGAACAGUCUACUACCCUGUAUAUUCUAUAAGAUCGACGAUAAUCACUCUAUAUGUGAUCUAUUGGCAUUGGACCCUAGUUCUAGAGAUUAUAUGGCCCUAGGAAAUCGCAUUGGAGCAGCGAUUCAUGGCGUCAUCACUUCCAAUGCUUGGGCUCUAGACUUGGUUCGUAUAAACGAGUCUAAUCCCGACAUUAUACAUAUUCUAGAAGUAUCUACGGAGAA